This is a messenger RNA of Loa loa (African eye worm), 338 nucleotides long. RefSeq lists its product as hypothetical. The annotation marks the transcript as partial. The record is from RefSeq and is a predicted model, not a curated record. The transcript has a single exon. Lineage: Eukaryota; Metazoa; Nematoda; Chromadorea; Rhabditida; Onchocercidae.
AUGGUUGGAGUCUCGCGAGUCAGAAUUCGCGGCAGGAGAAAAGGCGAACUUCCACCAGAUCUUUGUGAUGCAAUCAAUCCUUAUCAAUACUGCCUAAGCAAACCUUCCACGGUGCUUUUUGUACCCGAAGUUAUCUGUCCCGUAUUGACCUUCCUAGCCAUUAAAGCGCCUGGGGCAGACGUGGAUAUAACCCUUUACAUAACUUCGUUCACGAAGCCUAACCAGAGACGAUCAUCAAAAUCAUGUGUUACUAGUGGGAUUUGGUUAAAUGUUAAGAAGUCUUGUCAAAACGCAAUUUUAUAUGUAGAUAUACCAGCUUUGUAUAGCAACGUGUUGUU